UCAGGUCUUGAGCAUAAACUUACAUAAGUUCUAAAAAUGGGAAGAAUUUUUCUGGAUCAUAUUGGUGGCACUCGCCUGUUCUCCUGUGCAAACUGUGACACAAUCCUGACCAACCGUUCCGAGCUCAUCUCCACUCGUUUCACUGGGGCCACGGGAAGAGCCUUUCUUUUUAACAAGGUGGUAAACCUGCAGUACAGUGAAGUUCAGGACCGGGUCAUGCUCACUGGCCGCCACAUGGUUCGAGACGUGAGCUGCAAGAACUGCAACAGCAAACUGGGCUGGAUCUAUGAGUUUGCCACCGAGGACAGCCAGCGCUACAAGGAGGGCCGCGUCAUCCUGGAGAGGGCGCUGGUGCGGGAGAGCGAGGGCUUUGAGGAGCACGUUCCAUCCGACAACUCCUGAAGAGACUCUUUGCAGUUCUCUUCAACUGAAACUCGACAAUAAUAAAAUCAAAAAAAUCUGCUUACAUACACUGUCACCUUAGCAUCAGAGUCGGAUUCGUGGACUACGGAGUGGGAAAGAUUGUGAGAAUAUUUCAGAUGGAACCUUCCUUUCUAUAUUCCUUUUAUAUUUUACUUUCCCUCCAGCAGCUGUUUGUAGAAAGAAUGUUGUGCAGAUGCUGUAACUUUUUCUCUCUUGCAUUUACACCUGUUAGAUUUGAGAUUGUAUCUACAGAUACAGUGGGCUAAAAGGAAAGUAUUUGGGGGAUUUGUCUUUUGUUAGAGAGAAAUUCAGUGAGUUAUUUUUAGUUUGCACAAACUGAUGUCAGCAUAAGUUAUUUUAAAACUACAGAUGUUUUUUUAAAAAGUAUAUUCCAAUUUUUGGCUUACAUUUUAGUUAGAGUUGUUGUUUUGGGUUUUUUUACCCAGUCUUUUCACCUGAUUUGCUAGCUAAAGUAAAGAGAUCCGAAUUUGUGCCGAGUGCUAAAGGUUCAGUGUUGGUACAGCUUGGGCUGGCCCUUGUGCCAUAUUCUUGUUGAGGUUGAUUGGUAGCACAGAGCCCAUUAUUUCUUGUCAUUCUUGACCCAAAGAUGUCACCAUUCCUUGUUUGUUUGUGAAGUCCCAUUCACCAUGUAAACUGGUGUUGAUUGGAAACUAUUCUCGAAAUAGGGCAAAACUGCUUGGCUUUUUUUAACUUUAACUGAUGUAACUUAUAAGCCUAGUAAUAAUAUAAAAUAAUAGUUGUCUGUUCAGUCUUGCGUUGCUUACAGAUCAAGCUGUGUUUGUAAUGAUAGGGAUCCACUGAGAAACUACUGUUUCAGUAGUAAUUUUUUUUU
Merops nubicus (carmine bee-eater) is the source of this 1276-nucleotide messenger RNA. It is a transcript of the gene YPEL5, whose product is annotated as yippee-like 5 (Drosophila). The record is from RefSeq and is a predicted model, not a curated record. Lineage: Eukaryota; Metazoa; Chordata; Aves; Coraciiformes; Meropidae. The coding region runs from base 37 to 402 and encodes 121 amino acids. The transcript is spliced from 2 exons.